AAAUAAAAAACUAUCAAAAAAUAAAUAAAUAAAACAAAAAUAGGUGUCACCCUCCCACCACCCACAUUUAAUUUAUGAACGAGAGCGUCUGUUGCAGUGCUUCUGUAAAUGUACUACUGCAUGUCUAAACAAGUACAGUCAAAGGUUUUGGAAAUGUCUUCUGUCGUUGCUUCCUCCAAUCAUCCUAUUUUGCACACACCCCCCUGCAGGGAUUAUAUUUCUUUCGUUUUCAUUUCCCGGAAGGGUCCAUUGUGAAAAUAGUAGCGUUUAAAAAAAAUCUUCGAGAGUAUUCGUUUAAAAGUGAGUUUUGUUUGAGACGUGAUCCGAAGUUUUUUUUUCAUUCGUUUUUUUAAAAAACCUGCUCGUCUGCUUAUGAGGAAAUCACUCUAUUUUCUGUGCAGUCGAGCAGAUUAAAGGACAUUUCCAUGGAGAGCAUUUCCCCGUCACCUUUGAUCAAGCAAGAAAACAGUCCUCCAUCGAUUAUACGUGAAAAGCAAGUCAACAUUCAUCCCACUGUGCAUCACUCCCCACCUACCCAAGAUCCUUUGGUUAGUCCUCCCACUCAAGAAGACUUGUGGCAUCUGCCUGGAAGGCUGAGAAUUAACCCAUCCCUGUGGGAUAAGGAUGACGUAUCCCUGUGGCUCCACUGGGCUCAGAAGGAGUACUCGCUGCGCCGGCCGGAGAAGGGGCGAUUUGAGAUGAACGGCAGAGCCUUGUGCCUCCUCACUAAGGAGGACUUCAGGCGCCGCUGCCCCAGCUCAGGUGAUGUUCUGUAUGAGAUCCUUCAGUGUGUGAAGCAGCAGAGGAGGAGUGUGGUAUGCGACCCGCCUAACACAACUCCUCCCGUGGCAGCUGGACACCUUCAGGGUCCGGUCGGCUGCCAGGUAAUCGCUCACACAGUCCAAGAGCCACAGUCUCCCAAAGUCAUUGGAACCCCGGUGUUGGCUGCUGUCGGAGCCACUGUAAACAGCCAGCCAAAAUCAGUGUCACCCCUUACAGAUCGCCCCAUCUGUUACACUUUGUCUGCGCCACUCACACAAAAUAACGGAUCAGCGGGUACCUCCACACUGCACCACAAUCAGGAUGAGCGUAAUCCCCAAACGAAGAACAUCAUCCCAGAGCCUCUGAACCUCUCCAGUCGAGAUAAGCCAAGGAGUCCGCUGCACAAGGCAAAUGGUCGCAUCCCAGAGUGCAGGCUGCUGUGGGAUUAUGUGUAUCAGUUGCUUUGUGAUGACCGUUACCAAGAAUACAUUCGAUGGGAAGAUCCGGAUAGCUUGGUUUUCAGGGUGGUGGACCCCAAUGGAUUGGCACGUCUCUGGGGAAACCACAAGAACCGAGAAAAUAUGACCUAUGAGAAAAUGUCCCGGGCUUUACGGCAUUACUACAAACUGAACAUUAUCAAAAAAGAAAGAGGACAAAAACUCCUUUUCAGGUUUCUGAAACUCCCUCAAGAUAUCAGGAAACAGCAGGUCGAGGCUCCCAGCCCCCUGGAGCACACUCCACCUCACGAUGGCGACUUCCCAGACUCCAGUCCUACACAAGAGUUCUCUGAAGACCAUUUUGAGGUUUCCCCUGAUCGGACAUCUCCACAGCCUCCUCCGACUGGUGCACCAGUGAGAUAGAAUAAAACCGUGGAUCAUGUAUAGCAACAUGGCUCUUACCGAAUAAAAUAGCAGGUUGUAAUAUAUUUAUCUUGUGGUUUGAGCUUUCAGGGGAGGAAAAAAAUGCAUGUACAGUCUGAAAAAACACAGUUGUGUUGUUUACUGUGAGAUUUUUUUUUUUUUUUUUUGUCUGAAUCAAUGUGUGUAUAACUGUGAUCUGGGUAAACACUAAUAUUAAGAGUGAGGAAAACUGUGAAAUGAAUCACAGAAUUAUCCAGCCAGCAAAAUAAUCUUCAAGACUUAAAAUUAUCUGCUUUGUUCAAUAUAAUCACGUAACAGAUGAGACUUAUUUUUAUAAACUUUACAGGUCUUGCAGCUAUGGGUUGGAAAUGACAGUCCAAUAACAGGUUAAUAAGAGUUUAAUAACAGAAAGGAUACAUAAGAGAGGAUAAAUAACUGUUUUUGUUUUGAAUGCUGGUUAAUAUGCAAGCUUAUUUCCACCACUGGAAAACAAUUGCCAUCAAUAAGUCAAAAUGUCAGGUUAUUAUCUCCCAUUUUUUGGUACGGUAUCUGAAAAUUUCAGCUUACUCAGAAGUAAUACCUUAAAAUCUUCAGCGUAGUUCAGAAUGGGAUUUUUACAAAUUGUUAUUAUUUUUCAGUGGUGGAAAGCAGCUUUUUCUACCCGUAGGUUAAGUAUUUGGUGUUUCAUUGUGUGUGUGUGUGAAACGUUUGCAUUGAACUUGCUUUGGAAAAAUAAAUAUUUUAUAACGCGUAUAAA
This is a messenger RNA of Oreochromis aureus, 2379 nucleotides long. RefSeq names its product ETS variant transcription factor 7 (gene etv7). The record is from RefSeq and is a predicted model, not a curated record. The transcript is spliced from 9 exons. Gene Ontology annotation, biological process: regulation of transcription by RNA polymerase II; cell differentiation. The coding region runs from base 426 to 1622 and encodes 398 amino acids. Gene Ontology annotation, molecular function: DNA-binding transcription factor activity, RNA polymerase II-specific; sequence-specific DNA binding. NCBI's taxonomy places the organism in Eukaryota, Metazoa, Chordata, Actinopteri, Cichliformes, Cichlidae. Gene Ontology annotation, cellular component: nucleus.